CAUAACCUAAAUAAACUCCUCAGUCCUCCCUGCCUACAAACUUAAAGUUAAAGUUAUUAAUUGAUGUGCUUUUUAUAAACAAACGAAAAGCUUUCAACUUAUAAACACAAAAACCUCGAACCACAUAAAAAAAACUAAUGGCGGCUUUGUAUAAGAAUAUACACCCAGUAAAAUAUUAUCGUGAUUAUUUGUCGCAAGACAUUAGGCCAGAUGGUCGAGGGCUGCUAGAAUUUCGGCCAGUGACAAUCAAUGUCGGGACUAUUGGCACAGCCGAGGGCUCGGCGAUCGUCAAGAUAGGCAAUACCACAGUAGUGUGUGGCAUCAAGGCGGAGCUGUUCACUCCCAAGGCAGAAGAGCCAGACAGGGGCCAGAUUGUGGCCAAUGUUGAACUCCCAGCUCUCUGUUCUUCUCAGCUAAAACCUGGUCCUCCCAGUGAUGAUGCCCAGGUGUGCAGUGGCUUUAUGGACCGUCUCCUUACCUCCAGCCAAGUUGUAGAUACUAGACAGCUGUGUAUCUGUCCAGACAAGUUAGCUUGGGUUCUUUAUUGUGACUUUGUAUGUCUAAACCAUGACGGUGCAGUUAUCGACGCUUGUGUUCUCACUCUUGUAGCCGCUCUUAAAACUGUCACAUUGCCUGAAGUGGAGUAUAACCCAGAGACCCAAGCCAUCUCAGUAAACGACUCGGUGAGAAAACCUCUACAAGUGGAUACAUUCCCUGUGGCGACCACCUUUGCCAUAUUUGACUCACACCAGAUCUUGGCAGAUCCCAAUGAUGAGGAGGAGAGGUUUGGCACUGGAGUAAUCACUAUCAUGGUUCAAGACGGCAAGAUGAGCUCCAUACACAAACCUGGUGGUAGCCCUGUAACACAGGCUCAGCUGGAAACUUGUUUCUCAAAAGCGAAAGAGCACGCCGAUCAUCUCCAGAAAAUGGUAAAAACUGCUUUUAAUGCGUCACCUGAGAGAUAAAAUUGUUUUCAUUUUGUAAGUUUGUAAUUAAAUUUUGAAUUCUCAA
Molecule: messenger RNA, 1011 nt
Organism: Macrosteles quadrilineatus (aster leafhopper)
Lineage: Eukaryota; Metazoa; Arthropoda; Insecta; Hemiptera; Cicadellidae
Product: exosome complex component RRP43-like
Exons: 8
Coding region: 138-965 (275 amino acids)
Biological process (GO): TRAMP-dependent tRNA surveillance pathway; exonucleolytic trimming to generate mature 3'-end of 5.8S rRNA from tricistronic rRNA transcript (SSU-rRNA, 5.8S rRNA, LSU-rRNA); nuclear polyadenylation-dependent rRNA catabolic process
Cellular component (GO): nuclear exosome (RNase complex); cytoplasmic exosome (RNase complex)
Source: RefSeq, a predicted model, not a curated record